This is a messenger RNA of Drosophila bipectinata, 1489 nucleotides long. It is a transcript of the gene spict, whose product is annotated as magnesium transporter spict. The record is from RefSeq and is a predicted model, not a curated record. Gene Ontology annotation, cellular component: membrane. Lineage: Eukaryota; Metazoa; Arthropoda; Insecta; Diptera; Drosophilidae. Gene Ontology annotation, biological process: magnesium ion transport. Gene Ontology annotation, molecular function: magnesium ion transmembrane transporter activity.
UGCCACAACCCUAGUACUAUUGUGACUCACGCGAAACGGGCUGCAAAAAGCAGGAGAUAAACAGACGAAGCCGAAAGAAUUAGACAUGAAUAGUGAAGCCUCAUCACUGCAGAUGCCCUUGGCAUCCUCUCCGCAGGCGGUGGGAGAAGCCGGCCAAAUUCCCGCAGCUACGCCCGCUGCCAUCGCAGCCGCCAUCUCCAACACGGACUUCUACAUUGGUAUUGGGCUGGCGAUCUCCUCCUGCUUCUUCAUAGGAUCCAGCUUCAUCAUCAAGAAGAAGGCUCUUAUACGACUAAGCAGAUAUGGGGAAGUUCGGGCAUCGGCCGGUGGCUUUGGAUACCUACGGGAGUGGAUCUGGUGGGCUGGGCUUCUCACAAUGGGAUUGGGAGAGGCAGCCAAUUUCGCGGCGUAUGCUUUCGCUCCGGCUUCCUUGGUGACCCCUUUGGGUGCUCUGAGUGUGAUCAUCUCCGCCGUGAUGUCCUCCAGAUUCCUUAACGAGAAGUUGAACCUGCUGGGCAAGAUUGGAUGUUUUCUGUGCAUAUUGGGAUCUACGAUCAUAGUGAUUCACUCGCCCAAGGAAAAGGAGGUCGAGGAUCUGCAGUUGCUUUUCGACAUGCUGCAGGAUCCAGUCUUCAUUCUGUACGUGAUCUGUAUAGUUGGUUCAACAGUGUUCGUUGCCUUCUUCAUCGCUCCUCGCCACGGCCACACAAAUGUGGCGGUAUACAUAUUUAUGUGCUCAGGAAUCGGAUCCCUAACGGUGAUGUCCUGCAAGGCCCUGGGGCUGGCAAUCCGGCAGACGCUUAACAAUGGAGGCAACGUUUUCUUGACCUGGAUGCCCUGGUUCCUUAUCCUUGUAACUGUUACAUUCAUAGCCAUACAAAUGAACUAUCUCAACAAGGCUCUGGACAUAUUCAACACAAGCAUAGUGACCCCUGUUUACUAUGUGAUGUUCACCACAUUGGUAAUUGUCGCAUCCGCCAUUCUUUUCAAGGAGUUCACCCACAUGAAGUUUGAAGACAUCCUCGGAGACGUGUGUGGCUUUCUUAUCGUUAUUACCGCUGUCUUCCUACUCAAUGCCUUCAAAGAUAUAGAUAUAUCGCUAAGCGAUGUGCGUGGUCUUAUGCGUCCGAAAAUGCAACGGGUGUCGCAGUUCGACGAGGAGGUGCUUGUAACGAACAACACCAAGGAGCGACGCAUCUCCUACGGUUCCGGAGACAUGUUCAGGAAAGCCUGACACAAACAGCGCUAUCAGGUGUAGUUGCAUCCCUUGCAGUGGGCGGCAUAAAGGCGCCCUAGGCGAAGCAUCGGUCCAAAUAUCUGUGCAUAUCACAUUCAAAUAUCAUCCCAUACAUCUUAUUUGCCAUUUAUUGUUCCUUCCAUCUUGUUAUCCAUACAUUCGCUAGUAUAAGACGGUAAUUUUAGGAUCGACCAUAUAUAUAUAUAUAAACGACUUAUUUUAAAAGUGUUUUAAAUGCAAGUUUUUCUUAAA